AUGUCGCCGAUUCCCAUCACCAUCGUUACCGGCUUCUUGGGCUCGGGCAAGACGACGCUCAUUCUCAACCUCAUUCCCCAACUUCGCGCCCAAAACCCAGACUACAAACUCGCUCUUCUAAAGAACGAAUUCGGCGAUCUCGCUGUCGACUCGCAACUCGCAGCCAACUCUUCUAUCUCGGGUGUUCAAGAACUCCUCAACGGAUGCAUCUGCUGUAACCUCGUCGGCCAACUUGGCCCCGCACUUAAGGAACUCGAAGACACCGUCAGCCCCGAUCGAAUCGUUAUCGAAACCAGCGGCUCUGCUUUCCCCGCGACUCUCGCUCUCGAAGUGAACCGUCUUGCGCGCGAGUCUGGAAAGUACGUUCUUGAUGGUGUCAUCAGCGUUAUCGACGUUGAGAACUGGAAGGGUUACGAGGAUACCAGCUACACAGCCCGCAUUCAGGCGCGCUACACGGAUCUUAUCGUUUUCAACAAGUGGGAGAAUGUCAGCAUGCUGCGAUAUGACGAGUGUCUCGACCGGGUUGGUGAUCUGGAGGUGGACGUUGCCAAGGUCAAGAGCGACAAGGGCAAGGUCUCCAUGGACUUGGUCUUUGGUGUGGAUGGUGGUUUAGCGCAAGAGUUGACAGAGGCAGAUGUCGAGAAGACCAAUGGAACCAACGGACACAGCCAUGAGAACUCCAAUGGAACAACAAACGGCCACUCACACAACCACCAGAGCGAAGUCGAGGUUCUUUCAGUCGUUCUCAAGGCCGACCCCUCAUCACGCAUCAACACCGAAAAGCUCAUCGCGUUCCUCUCCUCUGCGCCCAAGGACGAAGCCUACCGCAUCAAGGCUCUCGUCUCACUUUCCUCCCCACCAACAAACUCAGACCCUGAUAUCCCUAAGCCAGAGCCUAGCGCAUCGGGUCGCUACAUCCUCAACUGGGCGUUCGGUCGCUGGACUUUCACACCCGUGGCGGAAGCUCUUAAGGAGCACGACUCAAGCAGUGAUGUUACAUUGCGCAUGACAAUAAUCUUUGCGCGGUAUGAGAGCAACAAGUGGAAGAAGAGACUCGAAGCUGGAGGUUUGAUAGAACUAGAGGGCGGCGAUUCAAGUGGAUUGACCGUUACUAAAACCCUAUAG
Fusarium coffeatum is the source of this 1125-nucleotide messenger RNA. RefSeq lists its product as uncharacterized. The record is from RefSeq and is a predicted model, not a curated record. The transcript has a single exon. Gene Ontology annotation, cellular component: cytoplasm. The coding region runs from base 1 to 1125 and encodes 374 amino acids. Lineage: Eukaryota; Fungi; Ascomycota; Sordariomycetes; Hypocreales; Nectriaceae.